AUGCCCCCUGGGCAAAACAGUCCUGGCGGUAGCCUCAAAGAGCCAACGGCCAGGAUCAAUACAAAUCGUCUCCUCACCAACCACCACCAUCAUCAUCACCACCAUCACCAUCAUCCCCACCACCAUCAACAACAGCAACAGCAGUUACAUCCCGGGCAUAUCCAGUCAGCAUCAAAUAAUGCUAUGCAUCAGAGUCCUGCCUCUUCAUUCCUCGGCGUUGGUCACUCUGCCGACGAUGGUCUGACCAGCAGCAACCACCAUAGCAACUCAAUUGAGGCGACAAGUGGUACCGAAUACGAUAGCAGCCUUCCCACGGUUGUCUGCUCUCAACCAGGGUGCGGAAAGGAGUUUCGAAAUCGGUCUAGCUUGAUUAAGCAUCUUGCUCAUCCACGAAUAAUUCCACUUGGUCUGUCUCCAUUAUUAAGUCAGUCUGGCUAUCGGUCUCUGACGGCCAACAUAAAUUCGCCGAGCUAUUCGUCAAUUAACGAUGCUCCCCUUCAUGGCGAUACUGAAAUGCUUCAUUUUAGCUCUGACAAAUGGGCAUCUCCUUAG
Messenger RNA from Protopolystoma xenopodis, 552 nucleotides. NCBI's taxonomy places the organism in Eukaryota, Metazoa, Platyhelminthes, Monogenea, Polystomatidea, Polystomatidae. The record is from the annotation of a GenBank genome assembly.